AUGUCAUUGACACUCCGGACUGAGCUCCAGGUGGAGCUUUUGACUGCUUUCUUAAAUACCCGUGGUCCGAGGGCGAUUCUUUCCUCAGACUCUUACCCUCUGGACCACAGUCCUGUCAUUAUGGAGCUUCUUUUUGGCACUCUCUGUGUGCCAGUUGCUUCAUUGUCACUGUGCUCAACAGCACUUGUAGGAUUCCCUAGGCUAUUUAGUAAGGUCCUAUGA
Heterobasidion irregulare TC 32-1 is the source of this 222-nucleotide messenger RNA. RefSeq lists its product as uncharacterized. The record is from RefSeq and is a predicted model, not a curated record. NCBI's taxonomy places the organism in Eukaryota, Fungi, Basidiomycota, Agaricomycetes, Russulales, Bondarzewiaceae. Bases 1 to 222 code for a protein of 73 amino acids. The transcript has 3 exons.